Aphanomyces astaci is the source of this 1045-nucleotide messenger RNA. RefSeq names its product hydroxyacylglutathione hydrolase. The transcript has 5 exons. The record is from RefSeq and is a predicted model, not a curated record. The coding region runs from base 1 to 996 and encodes 331 amino acids. NCBI's taxonomy places the organism in Eukaryota, Oomycota, Saprolegniomycetes, Saprolegniales, Verrucalvaceae. Gene Ontology annotation, molecular function: hydroxyacylglutathione hydrolase activity.
AUGUUUUUUUGGAAGUCGGCGGCAUCGGCAGUACCCCACCGUAUGUGGCGACACUUUCAAGCACCAGCUCGCCGCGCGGCAGGUCUUGGCCUUCUGCGGUCCAAUGCGAGUCUACCUUCAAUGCGCCACCCAAUGACGGUACAUGCGCAUUUCAGCACCGAGGCACCACGGAAGGUCAAGAAAUCUAAAGUGCCGCAGCGGUCGGAUCCGCACUUGCGUGUGCGCCUCGUUCCUAUGUUUGACGACAACUAUGGUUUCCUCGUGAUUGACGAAGCGAACCAGCAUGUGGUUGCCGUGGACCCUGCGCAACCUAGCGCGAUGAUCCCUGUGCUCGAGGAAGAGUUGAGCAAGCCAGGCCGGGAAUUUCUCGGUAUUCUCACCACACACGGUCAUGCCGACCACUGUGGUGGAAAUGUCGCGAUCGUUGACAAGUUCCCUGACCUGUUGGUGGCAGGGCCGCACAACGAAGUCAUUCCACGCGUGACCAAGUCUUUAAAAGGAGGUGAAGAGUUCAAGAUCGGCGCCAUGACAAUCGAGGUGUUGGCAGUGCCAUGCCAUACGAAGGGCCACUUGGCGUACUUGAUUUCGGGCGACCCGUCGACGCCGCCGCUGCUGUUCCCUGGAGACACGCUGUUUGUCGGCGGAUGCGGACGCUUCUUUGAAGGGACAGCAGAAAACAUGUAUCAUGCGUUGUACGAAGUGUUUUUGCACCUGCCUAAGGACACCAAAGUCUACUGCGGCCACGAAUACACCAUGGCCAACUUGCGGUUUGCGCUGAGCGUAGACCCGACGAACGCGGCGGUGCGGGACAAGAUCAACUGGGCCAAGCUCCGCCGGUCCAAGAACCUCCCGACCAUUCCGUCGACCUUGCGCGAGGAGAUGGCGUACAACCCAUUCCUCCGCGUGCAUGACGACGUGAUCGUCAAUGCCGUCGGCGGCACCGACCCCGUCGCAGUGCUCGCCAACCUCCGCCGCAAGAAGGAUAGCUUCAUCUAAGAAAUCCUAAGCCAGCAUAACACGCACACACAUGCUCCUUUGUACUACU